Sclerotinia borealis F-4128 is the source of this 1263-nucleotide messenger RNA. The record is from the annotation of a GenBank genome assembly. NCBI's taxonomy places the organism in Eukaryota, Fungi, Ascomycota, Leotiomycetes, Helotiales, Sclerotiniaceae.
AUGCCUUCCGACCCCCUCACCUACGCCUGCACUUGUCACCAAUCUGGCCUCGUCCUUCUCUUUUAUCGCUACUUCACCUCUUCCCCUCCACUUCUUUUACCACACUAUCCACUCACAACCUCUUCCCUCCAAGACUUGUACGAUUUCCAAAAGUCAACAUGUGAGGCUCUAGGUCUUACGGGUAAGAUCCGUGUUGCAAAAGAGGGUUUCAAUAUCACUGUUGCAGGGUCGGUGUCGGCUGUAAAUUCGUAUAUCGAGUCCUGUAUAUCUCACUGGUCAUCGGCUGGCUUAGAUCUGUCCUUGGCGGACGAGAAAGGAAUCAAGGAUUUCUUCAAACCAACAAAAGGCUGUGCGUGCGUUUUUACGCACCUGAAUACUCGUAUUACGCACGAAAUUACGCCAUUGGGAAUUACGAAUUAUGAGCCCAGAAAUUGGAGCGCGGUGACUUAUUUAAAUCCUGCAGAAUUUCACAAUAUGGUUACGACGACAAGUGAAAAAGAAGGAGAGAGGAUUUUACUUGAUAUACGAAACCAUUAUGAAUCACGAAUUGGAUACUUUGCGGCACCGGAAGGAACUGGCAUUGAGACUGUGAAGCCACAGGUUAGAAAAUUUUCACAAUUUCCUGCAUUUGUGAAGAGACAUAUGGAUUCCAUUUCUCGUUCCCCAACCGAGCAUAAGAAGGAGCAAGGGAGUGCUGGUAAGACAAUUUUCUCUUACUGUACAGGUGGCAUUCGCUGUGAAAAGGCUACAAGGUGGAUAGCGGAGAAUGUGGAGCAAGCUCCAGAAGAUAGAAUCUACACGCUGAAGGGAGGAAUAUCGGCAUACAUGGCCUGGUUUGAGGAGGAAAUGCUAUCUGGGAGAAGGAGAGAAAUUGAGUGCUUAUGGAAGGGGAGGGAGUACGUUUUUGAUGGGAGAGGUUCACUGGGUUUGGGUAAUGAGAGGGAGAGAAAGAAGGUAGCAGGGUGCCAUGGAUGUGGAAAGGAGGAAGAUAGGAUGGGAAAAUGUGACGUUGAAGGUUGCGAGCUGGUGUUAGUUGUUUGCGAAGGCUGCGAAGGUGUCAAGUGCUGUGAAAGUUGCGGAGAUGUGGAUGAAAAGGGAAGACGAUUGAUUUGUGAUUGUGAACGGGAGAGGGAAUUUGGUCUUUGGGGGAGUGAGGGUAUGAAGGGUGUUGGGGGUAUUUCAAUGAAGCGAAAGGAAAUGAAGGAAAUGGGUAAAAGAGAAGCUAGGCUCGACAUAGACAUCAGAGUUGCAAUAGUAGAAUAG